UGUUACUUAAAAACAAAGCAGAUUUUUGCAAGGUUAAUGUUAAACAAAAUAUUUAGUAAUCGAAACAACUUCUUUGUAAUAAUUUAUGAUAACUUUUAUCAGUCAAAAACAUUUGAAAGUCGUUUGAAAUGACAACUAUCAGCUGAUUUUGUUUUGUAAUCGAUGUAUCCAACUCUAUUCCACGCAUUUCCAAGCAACAACUUUCGACAAUAUGACUAAAGAUACCUUCUCCAUCUUGUGUGAAACUUUCGAAGCCAUUUCAUCAACCAAAGGUAAACAACAAAAACUUCCAAUAUUAAAAAUUACGUCAUUCAACUUGAACGCGGGAUAAAAUUCUACGAUGCUCUUCGUUUAUUCCUCCCAAACUGGGAACGCGAACGCGGCCCAUACCGUCUCGGUGAGCAUUCAUUCACCAAAACCCUAACCAAUAUUCUAUGCCUUCCCAAAACCGGAAGUGACGUCAACACAUUAAAAAACUUCAAUCAAUCCGCAAGUGGCGCGGCGUCUAAAUUCAAAGAUUACGCGGAUGCUGCCUAUUCAGUCGUACGAAAGAAAACACAAAAAACAGCAACAAUAAAAUACACUCUGAAAGAACUCAACGAUAAACUAGACGAAAUAGCAGCUGGAAAUAUAAGAAAACAAGAGAGUAUCAUCUAUGAUUUAUUCAGUAAUAUAUCACAAAUCGAAAUAAAAUGGUUGAUACGCAUUUUAUUACGAGAAAUGAAACUUGGGUUAGGAAAGAGUGAUAUUUUACAGUGCUACCACCCUGACGCGCCGAAAUAUUUCACAACCAACAACAGCUUAAGACAAUUAUGUUUAGAUCUAGAAGAUCUAAAUAAAACAGCGAGUGAUAUCGAAGUGACAUUGUUUAAUGCAUUCAGACCAAUGUUAUCACUGCGAUGUGACGUAAAAGAAUUCAACCGAGCUGUCAAAGACGACACAGAAUUCUACGUUGAAGAAAAAUUCGAUGGGGAACGCUUCCAAUUACAUUUCGGCAACAAAAAGUUCAAAUAUUUCUCGAGAAAUGGUUAUGACUACACCGAAGAAUUCAAAGCGCAUGCGCAAAAAUAGAAAAAUGUAUCACCGCGGACAGUGUAAUACUAGAUGGCGAAAUGAUGAUAUAUAAAAAGAACUCAAAAACAUUCGGGUCCAAAGGGAUGUUUGCAGAUAUAAAGAAAGUCAAAAUAGAUUCUAACAUACAACAAUGUUUCUGUGUUUUUGAUUUGGUGUACCUCAACGGUGAGAAUUUGUGUAACACACCAUUAAAAGACAGGAAAUUAAGGUUACAAAAAGUGGUAACAUCAUUAGAAGGUGUCAUCAUGGUGAGUUCAUAUAGAUCCGUGUUUAAUAAGCAAGGAAUUCUAAAUGAACUUAAUACUUCGAUGGAUAACAAAGAAGAAGGUAUUGUUUUCAAGUCUCCUUGCGGGGUGUAUCUACCUAAUGAACGCAUAGGGUGGUGGAAAGUAAAACUAGAAUAUUUCGAAGGAGUCAUGUCUGAUUUAGACGUAGUGAUAAUUGGAGGAUAUUAUGGCCAGGGAGCAACCAAAGGAGAAAUAACAGGGUACCUUGUAGCUGUCAAAGAUAAAAAUGAAAAUAAAUAUUUAUCAUUUGCGAAAAUCUCUACAGGUUUAAACAGGGAAGAAACUAAAGAACUUAAUACACAUUUAAACCCUCAUUGGAGAAAUGACCCACACCAUGAAAAGUCUAAUAUAAUACUAGGUAAAGAGAAACCUGAUAAAUGGAUCCCACCAUCAAAAUCAAAAUGUCUCCAGGUUAGAGGAAGUGAAUUGAUCAAACUCUACGAUUCUACAACAGUAAAAGACUAUGCAACCAAAUAUACACUUCGAUUUCCUCGUAUUCUAUGUCUUCGUCUUGAUAAAAACUUUGAUGAUUGUUUAACAACUGAUGAACUUACAAGUUUAACUGAAGGAUCAUCCGUGGUGCAAAAAUUAAACAAGAGACACCUUGAAUUAGAAGAUUUGGUAAUACCAUCAAAACCAUCAAAACGAAGAAAAAAGGAGUUGAAUUUCGAGCUACUUCCGGUUGAUAUCGUCAGUGACAUCCUCCUGGGUUAUACGUUCGUUGUAUUAACUGGUAUAGGUGACUGGACCAAGGAUAUGGUAGAGAAAGCUGUUCGUGAAAAUGGCGGUACCCUAGCUAUAGACUGCACUCCUGAUACACUCUGUAUGUUAGUAGGAGAUGAUCACAUCAGGACACAAACUUAUACAGGCGAAGUUGAUAUAGUAAAAGUCGAUUGGCUACGGCAUGUAUUAAAUGAAGGAGAGUUUAUGAUGUAUGAACCUUUUGAUGUGGUUAAAAUGUCCGAAAAGAGCAAGAGGAGAUUCAUGCAGGAAUUUGACCACUUUGGUGACUCUUAUGUAAUUCCCGCGGAUAAAACAAGUCUGAAGAAGGUUUUCAACGAGUAUUUAAAGAGUAAUUACAAUGUAAUGCAGCUGACUGUUGAUGAAAUCAAUGAAUUCAACGCUGAGAUCAAUUUCACGCGCGAAUGGAAAGUUCUGCGCGGGUAUACAGCGUUUUUCGACCGGUAUAAAAUCAUCAAUGAUACGAGCAGUACCGAAAUUUCGUAUAAUUCCAAUUUUUAUGAUCGCGUUGCGUUUAAAAACGCUGGAGGCAUCGAGAGUGAAUUUUUGAAUGAAGAUUGCGAUUGCAUCAUUGCAUCCAUUGAUCGUUUCGAAGAAGUCCAAGUGUACUUACAGUCACUCCGGCGGGAUAUUCCGAUUUACUCAUCCACAGAAGAGUUUAAACAAGAAAUUCUUCGCCGAGGACAACAACAAUGAUGAAUUUUACUUAUUUUUACUCAAUAAGUAAUUGUUGCACAUGAUUGUAGUGUUAUAUUCUGUGAUUUCCAUGUAUUUUCAUCGUGAAAUUCACGUGAAAUGCAAAAUUAGUGGAUUA
Dalotia coriaria is the source of this 2916-nucleotide messenger RNA. RefSeq names its product DNA ligase 4 (gene DNAlig4). Gene Ontology annotation, cellular component: DNA ligase IV complex; DNA-dependent protein kinase-DNA ligase 4 complex. Gene Ontology annotation, biological process: DNA recombination; double-strand break repair via nonhomologous end joining; nucleotide-excision repair, DNA gap filling. The coding region runs from base 1113 to 2798 and encodes 561 amino acids. The record is from RefSeq and is a predicted model, not a curated record. The transcript is spliced from 3 exons. Gene Ontology annotation, molecular function: ATP binding; DNA binding; DNA ligase (ATP) activity. NCBI's taxonomy places the organism in Eukaryota, Metazoa, Arthropoda, Insecta, Coleoptera, Staphylinidae.